UGCAAUGGCAGCUUUCGCCGACAUGUUUAGGACAAACCUUUAGCCGAAUCCGCAGCCGGAGGGAAGUAUAUAGAGCAUGAAGAUGCGGGGUUCAUAGCCUCGAAGAAUCAUUUACUAACUCCAGUUUCUACUCCUGAAUCCUGGUCACUACGAUUUAAAUGUCCGAAAAGCCCACCUACCGCAUCGCUUCCAUCCCCGGUGACGGGAUCGGCGAGGAAGUGGUGAAAGCCACCAUCGAAGUCGUCAACAAGCUCGCCCAGAAGCUCGACACCUUCUCCAUCGAGUUCACUCAUCUCCCAUGGGGAACCGACUACUACAAACAGCAUGGUCGGUACAUGCCGGAAGGGUAUUUGGAGACGCUGCGGGAACAUGAUGCAGGCUUGUUUGGCUCUGUGGGACAUCCAGAUGUUCCCGACCAUGUCUCUCUCUGGGGCCUGCUAUUGGCCCUCCGCAGUCCAUUGCAACUAUACGCCAAUGUCCGUCCGGUGCGCACCUUUCCCGGCACCAAAUCCCCUCUCAACACGGCAGUGGAUGGCAUCGAUUGGGUCCUGGUACGCGAGAAUUCCGAAGGUGAAUACUGCGGUCAGGGUGGACGUAGUCAUGUCGGCCAGCCAUGGGAAGCCGCGACAGAAGUGGCCAUGUUCACCCGAGUGGGCAUCGAACGGAUCAUGCGCUUUGCCUUUGAGACAGCCCGCUCUAGACCACGACGCCACCUUACCGUGGUUACGAAGAGUAAUGCCAUGCGGCAUGGCAUGGUUCUGUGGGACGAGGUCGCCGCAGAGGUUGCCAAGGACUUUCCAGAUGUCACCUGGGACAAGAUGUUGGUCGACGCUAUCACCAUCCGCAUGGUCAUGAAGCCGCAGUCACUGGACACCAUCGUGGGAACCAACUUGCAUAUGGAUAUCCUAUCCGAUCUGGCAGCUGGUCUAGCCGGUUCGAUUGGUGUGGCACCAUCCAGCAACCUCGAUCCCACCCGGAAGAACCCUUCACUGUUCGAACCAGUGCACGGGAGUGCUUUUGAUAUCAUGGGCAAGGGCGUGGCCAAUCCGGUGGCUACCUUCUGGUCGGCUGCGGAGAUGCUGACAUGGUUGGGCGAGGGUGAUGCGGCGAAGAAGUUGAUGGACUGUGUCGAGAAGGUGUGCGCCGCUGGGAUUGUCACCCCGGAUCUCGGAGGGACAUCCAAUACGCAGGGAGUGGUCGAUGCAGCAUGCCAAACAUGCAAUCCACCGCGACUUCUUUUCAUCUCCGAACCUCAUCCUCGACGGAGACACCAUGACCCGGCCAGCAUGGAGUCUGCGGACCUCACCAAUGGCGAGAUCGGUUCCUUGACCGCACAUUCAAAUGAUGAGAGCCAGUUUGUCGGCAGCUCCAGCGGAGUCUACUUCAUCAAAACCGUCCGACGGGCUUUCUCCGAAAGUCUAGACCCGAGCGGCGCCUCGCCUGCCCAAGACUUUCCUCACCCGGAGGAUACCCUCGUGGGCAGCGAAGACUCGCAUCGGCGUUCGGUCUCUCGGUCCGUGAACACAUCCCCUGCGGCCCUGCAAAAUGACCAGUCUCCGUGCCAAUGGGCGUAUGACCCCGCGGUGGCUGCGGUCCUGGGGAAUGCUCCCCCGCUGGAUACAGCCCGCGAAUUGAUGAUGAUGUACUUCAAAGUCUGGCAUCCGUUGUUCCCUUUCCUACAUGGUCCGACCUUCCUGCAGGCCAUGGAGGUGCUCUAUUCCGCAGAUCGUCCAGACUCGGCCCAUUCUCCAUCGCCAGACCACCGAAAUGCCUCCUGGACCACGAUCUUCCAGUGCGUGUUAAAUCUGGCUAGUCUGGUGCACCCAGACCUUCGUCUUCCGGUAGGGUCUCGGAUUGAGUCUCCCAGCAACAUGCAUACUCUUCUGGGAACUCUGACGAGUAGAAAUGAUCUUCUGUCCCUCCAGGCACUGCUGGCCUGCCAACUAUACCUGGUUGCGAGGAUGUCCCUCCGGACGGCCUCCACAGUAGGUGGCUGCAUGCUCCGGUCCAUGCUGCAUGCGGGCCUUCAUCGCUGUCCGUUCCGGUACCGGGAGCUUACCUCCCAUGACCGACAGCUGCGCAAGAGGAUCUUCUGGUGCGCGUAUGCCCUGGAUCGAUACUUAAGCCAGGCCCUCGGUUUGCCCUUAGGUGUCCAAGACUCCGACAUCGAUGUCUGUCCCCCCGGUGCCCCAGAGACCCAUAUCCCAGGGAUGUACAACUGGGCCCAGAAUUUCCGACCUACCUUGUUCCCUGAGCAAAGAGAGCCCUAUUCCCACUCUUCGAACAACCAGUCUCUCGGAACCCCCUCGCAACGUCCCUCGCCCGCUGAAGAAACCCAGCAAAAUCGCCGGGAACUCGCCUUUGCAAGCUACGUCGAGUCGGGCACCCUGACAGGCCGAGCUCUCGAGCUCUUUCACAAAUCCAUCUUCGUGCGCUCCGUCCGGCGCAGCGCCGUGCUCUUCCUAAUCACCGACGUCCACAAAUGGUGGAACAAUCUCUCCAUCGAGACGCUCCAAGGCCAACCAGCCGCAACCGCAGCCUCAUCCUCCCAAACAGCAACAACAACAACCCCCAGCGCAUUCAACUUCGCUCCCUUUUUCACUGUCCUCUACCAACACCUCAUCCUCCUCAUCAACCGCCCCUCCCUCUCCCUCAACCCAUCCACGCCCGAAUUCUGCUCCGGACUCCAAACCUGCAUCAACGCCGCAAGGGAGAUCCUCUCCGCCCUCACCACGCAACAAGAAAGCGGCCAAUCCUUCUUCUGGCCUGGCUUCCUCUCUGCGGCCUGGAUGUCCGGUCUCGUCCUUGCAUUUGCCUGCCAACUUCGCCAAUACGUUCUAUCCAAGGGAAUCCAAGAAAUAACCAAAUGUCUCUCCAUCCUCCACACCAUGUCCACGCAAUGGGAAACCGCCAAACACUGCUACCGAGCCCUCUCCCUUCUCUCUCGCAACAUGCACGAAUCCAACUCCAGUGAACCAACCCCCCAUAAACGACGAAAAGUAGAUCAUCCCUCCUCCUCUUCCUCCUCUUCUCGUCUGCGGGACGCACAUGAUCCCGCCGUCACUACUGAUCAAUUACCCCUUACUCACAAUGGUCCUAACGGUCCGAGAGAGGAUGGGGAAGGAGAGGGAGAAGAGCAUGCUAGAACGAGGCGAGAGUAUGGUGUAAAUCACACCAAUAUUUACAGUGAAAAUAUUACGUCAGGACAGAUCCCCGAUUUGAAUGAUGCGGAGUUUGACUUUAAUAUUGUGGAUUUGCUGCAGGGGAGUAACUUUGAUGAUUUGACGGAUAUGUUUGGGCAGCAGUAUCCAACCUUUUGAUGGGGAUGAAUCUCAUGUACAAUCAGGGAUGUCACAAGAUACAUACGGAGUAAUAAU
Molecule: messenger RNA, 3377 nt
Organism: Aspergillus ibericus CBS 121593
Lineage: Eukaryota; Fungi; Ascomycota; Eurotiomycetes; Eurotiales; Aspergillaceae
Product: tartrate dehydrogenase
Exons: 5
Coding region: 159-3320 (1053 amino acids)
Biological process (GO): DNA-templated transcription
Molecular function (GO): DNA binding; NAD binding; zinc ion binding
Source: RefSeq, a predicted model, not a curated record